Trichophyton rubrum CBS 118892 is the source of this 705-nucleotide messenger RNA. RefSeq lists its product as uncharacterized. Bases 1 to 705 code for a protein of 234 amino acids. NCBI's taxonomy places the organism in Eukaryota, Fungi, Ascomycota, Eurotiomycetes, Onygenales, Arthrodermataceae. The transcript has 3 exons. Gene Ontology annotation, biological process: peptidyl-glutamate ADP-deribosylation. The record is from RefSeq and is a predicted model, not a curated record.
AUGGAGAAUAUAACCGAGAUAGAGGGCGAUUUAUUCCUCGCUCCCGAAGGGGCUGCUCUUAUCCACGCAUGCAAUUGUCAAGGAUCUUGGGGGAAAGGUAUUGCACUUGAGUUUAAGAAUAGAUACCCAGCAGCGUACCAGAUUUAUCGUUCAUAUAGCUUGGACCUUCUUGCCAAUCCUCAGACGGGGCUAUGUCCAGCUAAUGAUACCGAGAUUGGAGAUGACACCAAAAACGCUACCCAACGAGUGACUAAACUUCCUGAAGGGACAGCUUUGGUUAUACCACCACAACCAGGUGACUAUGGUACACAGGGCUUCCAUAUAAGCACUGCUAGGGGUGGAGGACGUGGUCGAGGUCGAGGUAGGGGCAGAGGCAGAGGUAGAGGAAACGCAAGAACACCUAAUUCAUUUCCCCAGCCAGCUGGCAAACGGCAUUGGAUAAUAUGUCUCUUUACAGCUUGGCACUAUGCAGCUGGCAAGCGUAACCCUCCCAAUGAGAUCAUUGAGAACACGGCUACAGCUUUAGCAGACCUAAAACGCCAGAUUGACGGAGGUGUGGCGGAUACGGAUAAUGCUUUAAGGGAUGCGGAACUAUGGUCUUGUCGCAUCAAUGCUGGGCUGUUUGGAGUUGACUGGGAGCAAUCCAAGAGCAUUAUGGCGGAGUCUAUGUUGAAUAUCAAGAUUGUGUCGCCACCCCCGGAGUAA